This is a messenger RNA of Glycine soja, 4300 nucleotides long. RefSeq names its product ABC transporter G family member 31-like. The coding region runs from base 8 to 4300 and encodes 1430 amino acids. Gene Ontology annotation, cellular component: membrane. NCBI's taxonomy places the organism in Eukaryota, Viridiplantae, Streptophyta, Magnoliopsida, Fabales, Fabaceae. The record is from RefSeq and is a predicted model, not a curated record. Gene Ontology annotation, molecular function: ATP binding; ATP hydrolysis activity; ABC-type transporter activity. The transcript is spliced from 23 exons.
AAAAGCCAUGGCAAUUGCAGGAUUUAGUUUCGACAUGGCAUCGGAAAGGGAGUCCUUUGCAAGGGCUUCCAAUGCCGAAUGGGUGGAAGAAGACGAGGAGGAGCUUCAAAUGGCUGCAUUGUUGAGGUUGCCAACGCAGAAGCGUGUCAACACGGCGUUGGUGAGGAAGCCGUCUUCGGACACGAGCAACAGAGGUGACUCAGGGAAGAAGAAGGCCAAGGUUUUGGAGCAGAUUGAUGUGAGGAAGCUGAAUCGCUCCCACCGUGAACGCCUCGUCAAGGAUGCUUUGGCAACCAAUGAACAAGACAAUUACAAGCUCCUCUCUGCCAUCAAGGAACGCUUUGACAGGGUUGGAUUGGAUGUACCAAGUAUCGAAGUGAGAUACAAAAACUUGACAAUUGGAGCUGAUGUUCAAAUAGGUUCAAGAGCUCUGCCAACUUUGAUCAAUUACACGCGAGAUGUCUUUGAGGGUAUGAUAACUGGCAUGGGAAUAGGUCGACCUCAAAGACAUUCCUUGACCAUCUUGAAUAAUAUCAGUGGUGUUGUCAAACCUAGAAGGAUGACGUUGCUGUUAGGACCUCCAGGAUCGGGCAAAACUACCUUACUUUUGGCUCUUGCGGGAAAGCUUGAAAGCAACCUCAAGAAAAGUGGUAGUAUAACAUACAAUGGCCAUGAGCAAAACGAGUUCUGUAUUCAAAGGGCUUCUGCAUACACUAGCCAAACUGAUAAUCACAUAGCAGAACUGACAGUGAGACAAACUUUUGAUUUUGCUAACAGAUGUCAAGGUUCAAGUGAUGUAGAAAUUGUGAAAAAUCUUGAACGCUUGGAGAAGGAGAAAAACAUACUGCCAAGUCCAGAAAUUGAUGCAUUCAUGAAGGCAACACUUGUUGGUGGCAAAAAGCACAAUGUGAUGACAGAUUAUGUUUUGAAAGUGCUUGGUCUUGAUGUAUGUUCAGAUACGGUUGUAGGAAAUGAUAUGUUAAGGGGGGUCUCUGGUGGCCAAAAAAGGAGAGUUACAACAGGAGAAAUGAUUGUUGGACCACGAAAAGCUCUAUUUAUGGACGAAAUAUCGACUGGACUUGAUAGCUCUACCACAUUCCAGAUAGUGAAAUGCAUAAGAAAUUUUGUUCAUCAAAUGGAUGCUACUGUUCUGAUGGCUCUACUUCAACCUGCACCAGAAACAUUUGAGCUCUUUGAUGAUCUUCUGCUUCUGUCAGAGGGGUAUGUUGUAUAUCAAGGCCCCAUAAAAGAUGCGCUGGAGUUUUUUGAAUCAUUAGGCUUCAAACUUCCAUCCCGCAAGGGAGUUGCAGAUUUUCUUCAAGAGGUGACCUCUAAAAAAGAUCAAGCUCAAUACUGGGCUGAUUCUUCAAAGCCAUAUAAAUUUAUUUCAGUGCCAGAGAUUGCAGAAGCCUUUAAAAAUUCCAGAUUUGGAAAAUCUGUAGAAUCCAUGUGUACUGCUCCCUUUGAUAAAUCAAAGAGUCAUCCUUCAGCUUUGCCCACAACUAGAUUUGCUGUGCCAAAAUGGGAGCUCUUUAAGGCUUGUUUCUCGCGAGAGUUGACCUUGCUCAACGGGCAUAGGUUUCUCUAUAUUUUUAGGACCUGCCAGGUUACAUUUGUUGGAAUUGUCACAUGCACAAUGUUCAUUCAAACAAAAUUUCAUAAUAAGGAUGAGGAAUAUGGCAAUCUCUACCAAUCUGCACUAUUUUUCGGACUCGUACACAUGAUGUUUAAUGGCUAUUCUGAGUUGACACUCAUGAUAGCUAGGCUACCUGUCUUUUUCAAACAAAGAGGCAAUUUAUUUUAUCCUGGAUGGGCAUGGUCUUUGGCCACUUGGAUUCUUGGUGUACCUUAUUCCCUUGUUGAAGCUGUUAUAUGGUCUUGUGUUGUAUACUACACUGUUGGAUUUGCCCCUGCUCCUGGAAGAUUUUUCCGCUACAUGCUUUUGCUAUUUAUGCUUCACCAAAUGGCAUUAGGUCUCUUCCGGUUUAUGGCUGCUCUUGCACGCGAUAUGGUCAUUGCUAAUACAUUUGGAACAGCUGCAUUGAUGAUUAUCUUCUUGCUGGGAGGAUUUAUUAUCCCAAAAGGUAUGAUUAAGCCAUGGUGGAUUUGGGGUUACUGGUUGUCACCUCUUACCUAUGGUCAAAGAGCAAUUUCAGUCAAUGAAUUUACUGCCACAAGAUGGAUGCAGCAUUCGGCUUUUGGGAGCAACACAGUUGGCCUUAAUAUUCUCAAGGGAUUCGAUAUACCAGCUGAGGAUUACUGGUAUUGGGUUGGUUUGGGAGUUUUAACACUCUACGCUCUUAUUUUCAACUGCUUGGUCACUUUGGGCUUGUCCUAUCUGAAUCCACUCCAAAAAGCACGUGCCAUUCUUCUUGGUGAUGAAGACGAUUCAAAAGAGAGUUCUAAUAAAAAUGGAUCUAAAUCUAGUGGUGAUGAUGGAAAAGCCAAGGGAAUGAGUCUUCCUUUUGAGCCUAUGACAAUGACAUUCCACGGUGUCAAUUAUUAUGUUGAUAUGCCAAAGGAGAUAGCAAAUCAAGGCAUAGCAGAAACUAGGCUAAAACUCUUGUCAAACGUGAGUGGCGUUUUUGCACCUGGUGUCCUUACAGCUUUAAUGGGAUCAAGUGGAGCAGGAAAGACCACUUUGAUGGAUGUUCUUGCUGGAAGGAAAACAGGAGGAUAUAUUGAGGGUGAAAUUAAAAUAUCUGGCUAUCCAAAAGUGCAACAAACAUUUGCCAGAAUAUCAGGAUAUGUAGAACAAAAUGAUAUUCAUUCUCCUCAGCUGACAGUUGAGGAGUCCCUGUGGUUUUCUGCAUCAUUAAGGCUUCCAAAGGAAGUAAGCAUGGAGAAAAAGCAUGAAUUUGUUGAACAAGUAAUGAAACUAGUGGAGCUUGAUAGUUUAAGAAAGGGUUUGGUUGGAAUGCCUGGUACUUCUGGCUUAUCAACAGAGCAGAGAAAGCGACUGACAAUUGCAGUCGAGCUUGUAGCAAACCCUUCCAUAAUUUUUAUGGAUGAACCUACAUCUGGACUUGAUGCGCGUGCAGCGGCCAUUGUUAUGAGAGCAGUUCGUAAUACAGUUGAUACUGGUAGAACAGUGGUUUGCACCAUACAUCAACCCAGUAUUGACAUUUUUGAAGCAUUUGAUGAGUUACUUCUCAUGAAACGUGGAGGACGAGUCAUAUAUGGAGGGAAGAUUGGCAGGCAAUCAGAUAUAAUGAUAAAAUAUUUUCAGAGUAUUAAAGGAACCUCCUCAAUCCCCAGUGGCUACAAUCCAGCUACUUGGAUGCUUGAGGUUACCACACCAGCUGUAGAAGAGAAACUUGGUGUCGACUUUUCCGAAAUUUACGAAAGUUCUGAACAAUUCAGGGGGGUGUUAGCCUCUAUUAAGAAACAUGGACAACCUCCUCCUGGCUCAAAACCAUUGAAGUUUGACACAAUAUAUUCACAAAACACAUGGGCACAAUUUCUCAAGUGUUUAUGGAAGCAGAAUCUAGUGUACUGGAGGAGCCCACCGUACAAUGCAAUGAGGAUAUUCUUUACAAUCAUAUGCGCCUUCAUAUUCGGUACCAUAUUUUGGGACAUCGGUACUAAAAGGCAAACUACGCAUCAAGUGUAUGUCAUAAUGGGUGCACUUUUUUCUGCAUGCCUUUUCCUUGGAGUCAAUAAUGCAUCUUCUGUACAACCUGUUGUUUCAAUAGAAAGGACAGUGUUUUAUAGAGAGAAGGCUGCUGGAAUGUACUCUCCAAUCUCAUACGCAAUAGCUCAGGGGCUGGUGGAGAUCCCAUAUGUUGCUCUUCAGACAAUAGUAUUUGGUGUAAUCACAUAUUUCAUGGUCAAUUUUGAAAGGGAUGUUGGAAAGUUUUUCCUCUAUCUUGUGUUCAUGUUCCUCACAUUUAUGUACUUCACCUUUUACGGCAUGAUGGCUGUUGGCAUUACACCUACACAACACUUUGCAGCUGUUAUUUCUUCUGCAUUUUACUCUCUAUGGAAUCUUGUAUCCGGAUUUCUUAUUCCAAAAUCUCAUAUACCUGUAUGGUGGAUGUGGUUCCAUUAUCUCUGCCCAGUUUCUUGGACACUACGUGGUAUUAUCACAUCUCAACUUGGUGAUGUGGAAGAAAUGCUCGUGGGACCUGGAUUUAAAGGCAAUGUGAAAGAAUUCAUAGCUGCUACUCUUGAAUAUGACACUAAAAUUAAUGGAAUGUCAUCAGUGUUGCUGUCAGUAAUUGUGCUUAUUUGCUUCAAUGUCCUUUUCUUUGGUUCCUUUGCUGUGUCCAUUAAAGUCUUGAAUUUCCAAAAGAGGUGA